This is a messenger RNA of Chinchilla lanigera (long-tailed chinchilla), 1718 nucleotides long. RefSeq names its product pannexin 1 (gene Panx1). The record is from RefSeq and is a predicted model, not a curated record. Gene Ontology annotation, molecular function: channel activity. NCBI's taxonomy places the organism in Eukaryota, Metazoa, Chordata, Mammalia, Rodentia, Chinchillidae. Gene Ontology annotation, biological process: positive regulation of interleukin-1 production; monoatomic cation transport.
CUGGGCCUUCGGGCCGCAGCCAUGGCCAUCGCCCACCUGGCCACGGAGUACGUGUUCUCGGACUUCCUGCUGAAGGAGCCCGGCGAGCCCAAGUUCAAGGGGCUGCGGCUGGAGCUGGCCGUGGACAAGAUGGCCACGUGCAUCGCCGUGGGGCUGCCGCUGCUGCUCAUCUCGCUGGCCUUCGCGCAGGAGAUCUCCAUGGGUACCCAAAUAAGUUGCUUCUCCCCAAGUUCUUUCUCCUGGCGUCAGGCUGCCUUUGUGGAUUCUUAUUGCUGGGCAGCUGUGCAGCAGAAGGGCUCCCUGCAGAGCGAGUCUGGAAACCUCCCACUGUGGCUGCAUAAGUUUUUCCCCUACAUCCUGUUACUAUUUGCCAUCCUCCUGUACCUGCCACCCCUUUUCUGGCGUCUAGCAGCCGCUCCUCAUAUUUGUUCCGACUUGAAGUUUAUCAUGGAAGAACUUGACAAAGUUUACAACCGUGCAAUUAAGGCUGCAAAGAGUGCCCGUGACCUUGACCUGAGAGAUGGUGCCUACGCAGUUCCAGGUGUCAGCGAGAAUGCAGGGCAGAGUUUGUGGGAGAUAUCUGAAAGCCAUUUCAAGUACCCAAUUGUAGAACAGUAUUUGAAGACAAAGAAGAACUCCAAUAAUUUAAUCCUCAAGUACAUUGGCUGCCGGCUGGCAACACUCACCAUCAUAGUGUUAGCGUGUGUCUAUCUGUGCUAUUACUUUAGCCUGUCUUCACUCUCGGAUGAAUUUGUCUGCAGCAUCAAAUCGGGGAUCUUGAGAAAUGACAGCACUGUUCCUGAUCGGUUUCAGUGCAAACUCAUUGCUGUUGGCAUCUUCCAAUUGCUCAGCUUCAUUAACCUUGUGGUGUAUGUUCUGCUGACACCUGUGGUCAUCUACACACUGUUUGUUCCAUUCCGACAGAAGACAGAUGUUCUCACAGUAUAUGAAAUCCUGCCUACUUUUGAUGUUCUGCAUUUCAAAUCCGAAGGGUACAAUGACUUGAGCCUCUAUAACCUUUUCUUGGAAGAAAAUAUAAGUGAACUCAAGUCAUACAAGUGUCUUAAAGUACUGGAGAAUAUUAAAAGCAGUGGUCAGGGGAUCGAUCCAAUGCUGCUCCUGACUAACCUGGGCAUGAUCAAAAUGGAUAUGAUUGAUGGCAAAACUCCCCUGUCUGCCAUGACCAAGGGAGAGGAUCAGGGGAGUCGGAUGGCAGAGCUCAAAGAUUUGAACAUACACAGUGAAAUGAAAGCAAAUAAUGAAGAGAAGAAUGCUCGACAGAGACUUCUGAAUUCUUCUUGCUGAUGAUUUUGUUCUUGAACUUUGAGUCUCUGACUUCCAAGACACAGGAUUCAUUUCAACUAAAGCACUCCAUUGGAUUCACAGUUGGUUUGCAGUAAAUGGUUUUUGGUAGUGAAAGUGAGCAUGUCUUAUUGAGCUCCUAAUGAACAUAAUGGUAUACAAAAUGUUAUGAAGCUUAACUUCCUACAAGAAACACAUGGAAAUAAGUAAAAUAUAGCAACUAUCUAUGUAGAAGUCCACACUGAUGAAAAGUGGAACUCUUAAGAACAGUGCAGAGCCUGUUAGAGCCUCAGAGACAAUUUGUACCGUGCCCACGUGUGAUGUGACCCAGGGCUUGCAGAGAGCGAGUUUCAGGAGAUCUUUCUUCAGGAGAUUUGUUUUAUUUGGUGAAAUAAACAUAUCAGGAUAUAAUUUAA